This is a messenger RNA of Prosopis cineraria, 3990 nucleotides long. RefSeq names its product probable methyltransferase PMT25. Gene Ontology annotation, cellular component: cytoplasm; trans-Golgi network; endosome. The transcript has 9 exons. The coding region runs from base 1245 to 3674 and encodes 809 amino acids. Gene Ontology annotation, molecular function: methyltransferase activity. The record is from RefSeq and is a predicted model, not a curated record. NCBI's taxonomy places the organism in Eukaryota, Viridiplantae, Streptophyta, Magnoliopsida, Fabales, Fabaceae.
ACGAAAACCACUGGCCUCUGGUCUCGUGCGACUUCAAUGGGCUUUGCCAGCGCAACGCAACGCGCAUGAUGCCUUUGCCCGUUAAUCUUGUCUCUGUUGUUUUGCUUCCAUUGAAAUAUCUACUGCUGUAGUCCUUCGCCAUCAUCCAUUACCUCUGCGACCUGCGUGAUAGUUUUAUACAAGCAAAAAAACCCUACAAGUACCCAAGACUGAAGUCUGAAACUCCGACUAAUUCUUACCAACAAUUUGCCAUUCCCAGCUAUCUGUCUACUCGUCUGCUGAAUAUGAUAGGCGAAAGUGAGUAAAGCCUGGUCAAUUCGUCACAGUACCUUGUUUUUGACUUCCAUUCCUUUCAAGGUAGGAUGUUUCAAUUAGCUUACCUUUACAAUCAUGAUCUUCCGUUUCUGUUUGUGGGAUGUGCUGGAAAUGCUUUGAAAGGAUGUGUUUUUUGGUAAAUGUACCUUAUUCGUGAUGCUUGCCUUCCUUUUCUCUGCAACCAUAAACGAACCUCGUCUCAGUUUCUCACUUUUCUUUGCUCGAUUUCUUGCUUUUUUUCAUGUUCUUUUGGGGUUUCCUCAUGAGAUAUCUUGUAAUCGACUUUACGCAAAAUUUUAAUCAGUUCCGCCAAGAGUUCCGCAUCUUAGGGUGGAAUUCUCCCUUGUAAGUCCUUCAAAUAUUGCGAGAAAGUUCCGAUUUUGCGUUUCAAAGAUGUAGCAUUCAAAUUAAAUUGGCAGCGAAUCUGCUCUGUACAAAGCUUUCUCGUUCAAACGAAAGCCAAAAUUAGUCCAUCAAUGCCAAUUCCUGAGAGUUGUGGUUCUAGGGGGAAAAAACAGUAGUAACUAAACUUGGUCUUAGCCAAAAGGCCGAUAUCUUGGGGAAAUUCAGAAGGGAUGGCAUUGAGUAGUCUCUCCGCAAGCUCGGCAAGAGUUCUUAACUCGCAACUCCAAUAGUGGAUUCGGGAGAAGCUUGGCAUCGAGGAGAAGAGAAGUGAUGAUAACUGGCGAAACUUAUUCGCCACUUCAUGCUGGGCAAUUUGGGGAAAAAGAAAUGAGUUUAUAUUUAAGGAGAAAAUCAUUGCUUAUCACAACGUUGUCGGACAGGCGAGAGCUUGAGGUUCACAUAUGCAUGAUGCGAAGAAAAUUUUCACGGCAAAGUCGAAGAGUGAUAAACAGAUUAUGUGGAAUCCGUCGGAGGAGGAUCGUAUGCUGAGUACAUGAAACUUGAAAUAUCAGAAGUUAAAAAGCAUGGCUAUUGUGAAGAAUUCCCGAGUUGAAGAGAGGAAGAAGUUGAACUACUACUCGACAGUCUCUGUAGCUGUGUUUGUUGCAUUUUGUUUACUUGGUGUAUGGAUAGUAAUGUCAUUCAUUGCUCCACUUCAGAAUUCAGAGUUGCUGGUAUCUGAGACUAUUAAUGAGGUGAAAAAUAUAGUAGGUGAAGAUGCCUCCACGCAAUUUGAAAAUAGUUCAGCUGAUAUAGUAGAUGAAUCAACAAAGGCAGAUCUCCAGGCGAAUAAAUCUGAGAGUGAAAACCAUUUAAAAGACCAAGAGGAGCAAAAAGCUACUGGAGAAUUGUAUGGUAACACAGCUGUUGCAAAUCGGCUAGAGGAUACUACAAGGGAGAGCUCUGAUGAGAAGAAUGAUUCAGAUAAGGGUUCAAGCACUAAGGAGAAAGACUUCAACAGAAACUUAAAUUCAGAAUCUGUAGAAACAGAAACACUAGGUGUCCAGACUAUUGAUGAAAAGGAUUCGGACAAAAAUGUUGGUGACAACAAAAUCGGGACAGAUAAAAGUACAGACAAUAUUAGACAUCAAGCUGAGAGGGCUGGGGAGACUGUGGAGGAGAUGAUUAAGAAAAAUAUGCUUUCUAAGACAGAACAAUCUACUAGAGAGAGUAUCAUGGAAAGUCAUGAAAGUAGUCAAACUUCUGAGGAUGCUUUUAAUGCUGAUACAGGGUCUGGAAUUUUAAAUGGUGGCAGUGCUACGGCAGAAAAUGGAACGUGGUCAACUCAAGCUGUAGAGUCACAACAUGAGAAGGAAACACAGAAGUCUUUAAUGUCUAAUGACAGCAACAAAUAUGAGUGGAAACUUUGUAAAACAACUGCAGGACCAGAGUACAUUCCUUGUCUUGAUAAUUGGCGAGCUAUUAGAAAGCUUCAAAGUAUCAGUCACUAUGAACAUUGGGAGAGGCACUGUCCUGAAGAAGCUCCCACCUGUCUUGUUCCUCUACCUAAGGGCUACAGAAUCCCAAUUAAUUGGCCUAGAAGUAGGGAAAUGAUAUGGUAUAACAAUGCGCCACACACAAAACUUGCAGAAGUUAAGGGUCAUCAAAAUUGGGUCAAAGUUACUGGAGAAUACCUUAGUUUUCCUGGAGGUGGAACUCAGUUUAAGCACGGUGCUCUUCAUUACAUAGAAUUCAUUCAGAAGUCUCUUCGUAAAAUAGCAUGGGGGAAAAGAAGUCGUGUUAUAUUGGAUGUUGGAUGUGGGGUGGCUAGCUUUGGAGGCUACUUGUUCGAAAAAGACGUUCUUACCAUGUCACUUGCUCCUAAAGAUGUGCAUGAGGCCCAAGUACAAUUUGCACUUGAACGAGGAAUUCCUGCCAUAUUAGGUGCCAUGGGCUCAAAAAGAUUGCCCUUCCCUGGUUCUGUGUUUGAUCUUGUCCAUUGUGCGCGCUGUAGAGUCCCUUGGCACAUAGAAGGUGGUAGGCUGCUGUUGGAGCUUAACCGUGUCUUGCGGCCAGGAGGUUACUUUGUCUGGUCUGCUACCCCAGUGUAUCAAAAGAAUCCAGAAGACUCUGGGAUUUGGAGAGAUAUGGGUGAAAUUACAAAGUCAAUGUGCUGGGAUAUGGUGGUGAUUGGAAGGGACAAAUUGAAUGGAGUGGCAGCUGCAAUAUACAGAAAACCAACUUCCAAUGAAUGUUAUAACUCCAGAGCCAAAAAUGAGCCUCCAUUGUGCAGUGAGCAUGAUGAUGCAAAUGCAGCUUGGAAUGUAUCAAUAGAGACUUGUGUGCACAAAGUACCUGUUGGCGCAUCAGAGCGUGGAUCACUUUGGCCUGUACAUUGGCCAAUGAGAUUGGAGAAACCACCUUACUGGUUGAACUCUCAGGCAGGUAUUUAUAGAAGAGCCGCUCCAGGAGAUUUCACUGCUGACUCUAGGCAUUGGAAAAAUGUUCUUUCCCACUCAUACAUGGAUGGAAUGGGUAUCGACUGGUCUUUAGUAAGAAAUGUCAUGGAUAUGAGAGCUGUUUAUGGAGGGUUUGCUGCGGCUUUGAAAAACUUGAAAGUAUGGGUAAUGAAUGUAGUUCCAAUUGACUCUCCAAAUACAUUGGCUAUAAUCUAUGAGCGUGGCCUAUUUGGAAUUUAUCAUGACUGGUGUGAGUCAUUCAAUACCUAUCCUAGGUCUUAUGAUCUUCUCCAUGCUGAUUACCUGUUCUCUAAGACUAAAGAACGAUGCAACAUAGAAGCGGUGAUUGCAGAAGUUGAUCGGAUCAUGCGACCUGAAGGUUAUUUAAUCGUAAGGGACACUGUUGAAAGUACAGGUGAGUUAGAGAGUAUAGCUAAAUCUCUACAAUGGGAUAUUCGAUUUACAUAUUCAAAAGGCAAUGAGGGAUUACUCUGUAUUCAGAAGACAUUCUGGCGUCCAACCAAGACAGAAACCAUUGUGUCAGCCAUUGCUUGAGUAGAAUGCUUUAUUACCCCAAUUUCAAAGGCUGCACUCCUUAUUUUAACUUAGGUCUAAUUGAAGAAUGUCACCUGUCAAUUAUUUAUAUUGUUUCUUCUAUAAAUUUUUGGUUGAAAGUGUUCUAGCAUCCCUUAUGAGGUUUACCCUUUUCAUAUAUUUUCACACCACUAGAUUUUGUUGAUGAGGAACUUGGAUAGACGUUGGCACUGUGGAAACUAAAUUGAUGUGACUACGACAGGGGACUUAAAUUGCUCUUGAAAAUGUUCAGAAUCUUAGUUUAUGAAAUUGUUGGAAUUUUUUAUUUGUAUUUAAA